AUGGGGAACGCCCUAUGCAAGGAGAUAUGCACCCCCAACCAUAGCCGCAAGCCCGGCCGGGGCCCCUCUACGGCCAAGGCCCAGGGGCAGCAGCAGCUGCCCGCUGAGGCGGCCGGCGCGCCGCCACCAAAGCCGCACCCGCCCCCAGGCGAGAGGGGGGCGGCAAGACCAGGCAGCAGCAAGCCAGUCGCCCUGGGAGACGUCCACUUUGAGGAGGGCCAUGGCGCCGCAACCUGGAAGAUUCCUUCCAGCAGCUGCUCUGGCGCCCCAGAGGCCGUGGCCGUGGGCGUGGCCGCAGCCCCGGCAGGGGUCGUCAUGGUGCAGGUGCUGGCGGGGACGCAAGGGCUUGAGCUGCAGCACCCGGGACAGCAUCAUCACCAUUCAAGCCAGCCGCAACAGCAGCAGCAGCCGCAACAGCACAAACAGGAGCAGCAGCAGCUGCAGCCGCCUCAGCAGCAGCAGCCGCCCCAGCAGCAGCAGCCGCCCCAGCAGCAGCGGCAGCAACAGCAGCAGCCUCAGCCGCUGCCGCUGCCGCAGCAUUCGCCGCAGCAGUUACAGCAGCAGCAGCAGCAGCAGCAGCAGCAGCAGCAGCAGCAGCAGCAGCAGCCUAUAGAGUUUCAGGCGGUGUCAUCAACGCCGCCCACUGCAAGCAU
Molecule: messenger RNA, 653 nt
Organism: Monoraphidium neglectum
Lineage: Eukaryota; Viridiplantae; Chlorophyta; Chlorophyceae; Sphaeropleales; Selenastraceae
Exons: 1
Source: RefSeq, a predicted model, not a curated record